CCUAUGACAUGCACUGUCCAAAUGUCCAAAUAUGGCCGAAACAAAACGCCAAAAGUCAACCAGACUAGUGGGAGAUGUUAUGUGACGUAGGCGUAGUCAAGGAAACGCUAUAACACCCUUCAAAACAUCCGUAUAAUAAUCGGAAACUCAUCGUGAAAGCUUCGUUAGCCAUCGGGACUUUACCAAUGCGUAACUUGGCAAUCAGACGAGUUGAACUAAUAAGCUAUUAAUAGAGUGCGUCACUGUAAGAGACUGUGUACUGACCUUAAUGACACAAACACUAUAAUCUGUGCAAGAAUCAUCACUUCAAACCAACUACAGCCAGACCAUGCAUCACAACCGAUUGAACGCGAUUUUCAUAUCUUUUUCGUAUGUACUCGUUCUUGAAGGUGUCGUAGCUUCAGGUCUUUUAACCGAGCACAAACAAUCCGCUUGCCAUAACAGCAAUGUUUUACUUGACUGCAAAUACUAUGAAAACAUGGGCUCAGCGGCAGAUCUCAGUUGGGGCUUCAGAGACGUCACAACACAAGGAUGGAAGAGAAUUGCAUUGAUAAGAAAUGGGAACCGAAGGAUUUUCAAGAAUACAAGAUUUGACGACAGAAUAACGUUACACACAAAUGGUUCAUUGGAAAUCAAGACUUUAAAACCUGAAGAUGCAACGCGCUACCAAUGUAAAGUCUCUAAGACAGGACAGCGAGAUACGCACAUCAUCGAGCUUACUGUCAUGUGUAACGGAAAAGUCACAUUCACCAAACAAGAAGUGUGCGUUGAGGAAGAUGUCCUUCUUGACUGUCAAGCGAAAUACAGAACAAAUCCACUUCACCUCAGGCGCGUUAUGUGGCACAAGAAAGAUGCAUCGUCAUGGUCUUUGGUACUCGCUUCUGAUAAACAGAACGUUUCCCGUGACGGGAUAAAACUUCACGACAAUGGAUCACUAUUACUUCCUGCAGGAAGACCGACCAAUGAAAUGAAAUACAAGUGUGAUGUCAUUAAAAACGUCAUCAGUCCACGAGAAAGACACGUUGUCAUUGUGAAAAACGUCAAGUGCCAUCGAGAAAAACGAUUCGUUGCUGCAACCAUCAAAACAACAGAGGGUAGAGCUGCCAUGACAACCAUUGCACCGAUCCAAGCAACAACAGUCUCCAUGGAAACAAGUCCUUCUUCGGUCACCAGCGAAAAGACUGUACAGCCUAGUACUCAGUUUACCUCAUCGCCUACAAAGGAAGACAGUGGCUUUUGUGGAAAGACUGUCCAUACGUCUGUUUCUGGUGGAUUCCAAUCUCCGAGUUUCCCAAGUCCAUAUCCUGCCAACUCUUACUGUAAAUGGACCAUCAGUGUGCCCCAGGACUACGCGGCCAUUCAUAUUACACUAAACGUAAUGAAUCUAGAACACGAGGCGAACUGCCAGAAUGACUACAUUGCAAUAACGGACGAGCUUGGUAAUCAAGUUGGUUGUCGUCAGUGCGGUUCGCCCAACAAGCCAAUCACAUUUCACAUCAAAGGAAAAGUAGCAGURGUAGAGUUCAAGUCUGACAGUACAGUUCAUAAAACAGGAUUUCAGUUGAUCUACAAAGCAACAAAACGGGUCGAAUGAAAUGGAGCUCGUUCACUUCCAUAAGUAUUUUGCUAUGCAAAGAUUUGUAAACGUUUUUCAGGGGAUAUGAAAUUGUAAAUACAGCUAUUUCAUGACACAGAAAUGGGACAUUAGUAAUUAAUAAAAAAGGAAACAUGAAAGAGUUAAAAGAAGGCGUUUAUCCAGAGUGAUCUUCUUUUGCCUUGAUUUUUCCUUUUAAUAGACUACAAAUGUUCUUUUCUAUGAGGUUUCUAGGAGUGUAUUAUUGUUAUCAGAAAUAAUUAUAGGAUCAUACUUAUUUUAAUACUUAUGGAAAUAUUUAUUUCUUAUUGAAUGUCUCAAUACGUUACUGGAUUAUUUAUUGCUAUUAAUAAAGAAUAUUU
This is a messenger RNA of Exaiptasia diaphana, 1956 nucleotides long. Its product is annotated as bone morphogenetic protein 1-like. Lineage: Eukaryota; Metazoa; Cnidaria; Anthozoa; Actiniaria; Aiptasiidae. The record is from RefSeq and is a predicted model, not a curated record. The transcript has 6 exons. The coding region runs from base 329 to 1594 and encodes 421 amino acids.